GUUUGUUAGAGUGUAUAUGAGUAUGCCACAGAUGCGCGCGGGCACAUUCUGCGCAGCGCGGGUGUUGCGCGCGCGCGGGCUGUGGCGCGCCGCGCUGCGCCUGCGCGGCAGCGGCCAGGGGAGACUCAUGCUGAACGAAUUACGAGACCACUUGAACAAAGUGAAGAGGCAUUAUUAUUUCAUCAGAAAACCGGCGCCUACACAAUACAAAAGCAGUAUCCUUGAGUUCAAGAAAAGCCUGAUGGCGCUGAAGGAGGCGCGUGACGAGGAUGGGGAGCUGCUGCUGGCGCGGCCCGACUAUCUGCUGGAGAUCGCUGGCUGCUAUCUUAUGAGAAACCGCGCAGACGCGACAUUGACGGACGAUUCGGAUCCGAUCUGUCUCCGACAGACCUUCCCCUGCAUCCUGCAGCCCACGUCCUCGCUGCUCACCGCUUGGAACUGGCUCAUGGCUUGUCUCAUCUUGGCCGUGUGCUUCAUACAUCCGUACCACAUCAUCUUCAAGAAGACCCCUUCCUUGAAGUUCCGUUUCUUCGAUAACAUGGUGGUGGCGCUCUACGUGCUGGACAUUAUUGUCUAUCUCUGUACUGGGACCAACGUUGAGGAAGGUGAUGCAUUCUUUUAUUUCUCAUAUCAUCAGUUCUUCACCAUCAAAAGAUUGUACUCCUUAAAGGCCAGCGACGCACUUGAAACCCCUCUCGUGUUGCAUGUAUCCAUGGGCGACGGUAAUUGCUCACCAUCAGACGAUUCGUCUACUCGUUCGCCUCCUAUAUCAUAACCAUAUCAACAUAGACCAAUAAACUGUUGAUAAGGGACAUCAACUCAAGUCAUCAAGUCAUCACUAAAAUAGUUUUUUAGUAAGAACCAUCUUCUGGGCACAGUACUUACAACCCUUCUCUUAAAUAUUGGCCACAACGCUACUCAGCAGACGAUGCACAGUUUACACUGCAAAACCCCUACUAUUCCCUACUUAAUUUAAAACACAUCACUCCGUAUACCAUGCUUCAAGUUCCGGAGUAGUUCAUCCUUUACUGUACAAGACGGUACUGUAAAGAGGGACAACCUAACGUGGAUGGCGUCGUAAAUAAUUAGAUAUACAAUGCUUUACACUUUCAUAUAUUUGUUCACUAUUUCUCAGCUACGGUACAGCUCAACUAGUACUAAUCCCUGCCUCUUCUAAAAUGCCGGCGCACACAUCCUUUCCGUCUGACAGCGACCAUCAGUUCUAAAUUCAAAUAAAGCAAUUGCUCCACGGCCCGAUCAGAAGAAUGAUUAAGACACGAUUAAGAUAUUGGAAAGAUCUUUAAAAGAUCGAUAAUUAAACGACACGUCAAAAUUGACGUUUAUUUCGAUUCCGCUGUUAUCCCAAUAAGAUCUAUCUACGAUAUCUAUAACGUCAAAGUGACAUUGGUUGCCCGAAUCAAGCUGCUUCUGACAAUUGUACGACAUACAAACGAUAUCUAAAUAAGAACUUAUCUAAACCAGAACUUAUCGUUAUUGUAUUUUAUUCUUCGAAUCGGGCCGCCAGUCACCGUCUGUCGACUAAAAAGGCAGCAAAGCUGGCAAACCUUUGUUACAGUAUAAGUAUAGUUUAUACUUAUUCCCAAGCGUUCGGCGACGUGCACACGACGACACAUACUUUGGCAAUGACUUGCAAAAUACUGGACGCCUCACGAUGCUUUCUUUUCAUUACACUUCUUUUACAAUUGCCCCUGAAUUCACAUUUAUGAGGUCGGAUAACGAGCUGAUUUGUUAAAUUCGAGCGACUUUUCAGAGGGAAAAGGAUUCUGAUUGUCAAGAAUUUUGACACGACUUCCGAACUUUGAUUCUGGUAUACUUUUGCAGGCCCUUUAACAUUUAUGGAGAUGAUAUUCCAGAUUCUAAGCAGCUGCGGUUGCGAUGAUUUUUUUGAAGGUGCUAGCUUCGACACUUAUCUUCUUUUCCCAUCGCUUCAGCCCUAACCUAACCAAUGUUUACCUCUUUCCUUUCUUCCUCUUUCGAACACGCAGGCGUCCCUAUAACGUUCAUGGAGACGGCCUCGAAGCAAGUGCGGUCGCCGUGGUUUUUGGUUGACGUGCUGGCUACGGUUCCCAUCUUCUCUUUCAUAGCGGAAGGAGAGUUAGGUGGGAUCAACAGGAUACUUAGGUUUCCAAAGGUACUUAAAGGUUUAUACACUUAUAUAGUGUUAUUCAUAAAAGUCUAACAAACUGUUGAUAAUCGUUUGUCCCUAUUAGUCAUUUCGAAAUUUCUAUUAGAUAGACACAACAUU
Molecule: messenger RNA, 2266 nt
Organism: Cydia pomonella (codling moth)
Lineage: Eukaryota; Metazoa; Arthropoda; Insecta; Lepidoptera; Tortricidae
Exons: 5
Coding region: 17-775 (252 amino acids)
Source: RefSeq, a predicted model, not a curated record